CGUUGGAUGUAAUCCGCCAACCAAAUCCAAAGGAGAAGAAGUACUUCCUCGUCCGCAUUCUUUGCCUAAUUAAAAUCGGCGUUUUAAUAUAUUGCUCUGUGGAUAUCAAAUCAAGACAAGGGAAGAGAAUUUGCCAAUUUGAGAGGUGGUUUUGAGACAGUCAUGCAGAGCACAGCAAACUACCUGUGGCUUAUCUCAGAUCUUCUGGGACAGGGAGCAACAGCAAAUGUGUUCCGUGGAAGACACAAGAAAACAGGUGACUUAUAUGCUGUGAAGGUGUUCAACAACCUGAGUUUCCUGCGCCCCCUAGAUGUUCAGAUGAGGGAAUUUGAGGUCCUGAAGAAACUGAACCACAAGAACAUCGUCAAGCUGUUUGCCGUAGAGGAGGAGACAAACACAAGACACAAGGUGCUGGUGAUGGAGUACUGCCCAUGUGGCAGUUUGUACACAGUGCUGGAAGAGUCUUCAAAUGCUUAUGGGCUUCCUGAGGAUGAGUUUCUCAUUGUGCUACAGGACGUAGUUGCUGGCAUGAACCACCUGCGAGAGUAUGGCAUUGUUCACCGUGACAUAAAGCCAGGGAACAUCAUGCGUGUGAUUGGCGAGGACGGGCGGUCUGUCUACAAGCUGACUGAUUUUGGUGCCGCCCGCGAGCUGGAGGACGACGAGCAAUUUGUUUCCCUCUAUGGAACAGAGGAGUACCUGCACCCAGACAUGUAUGAGCGGGCUGUCCUCCGGAAGGACCACCAGAAGAAAUAUGGAGCCACUGUCGACCUGUGGAGCAUUGGUGUGACCUUCUACCAUGCAGCCACUGGCAGCCUACCUUUCCGACCCUUUGAAGGCCCCCGGCGAAACAAAGAAGUCAUGUACAAAAUAAUCACAGAGAAGCCUUCGGGAGCCAUUUCUGGAGUGCAGAAGUUUGAGAACGGCAAGAUUGAGUGGAGUACCGACUUGCCCAUCUCCUGCAGCCUUUCCAAGGGUUUGCAGAGUCUGCUGUCCCCAGUGCUAGCCAACAUUUUAGAGGCCGACCAGGAGAAGUGCUGGGGCUUCGACCAGUUCUUUGCAGAAACCAGUGACAUACUGCAUCGUAUGGUGGUGUAUGUCUUCAGCCUUCAGCAGGCCACUCUGCACCAUGUCUAUAUCCACCAAUACAAUACGGUAACGCUGUUCCAGGAGCUGCUAUUUCGUUGGACCAACAUUGCACCACCCAACCAGGAGCUGCUGUUUGAGGGGCGCCGGCUGGUAUUGGACCCAAAUCAGCAGGCACAGAGCUUCCCCCAUACUUCUCAAGAUAACCCCAUCAUGCUGGUCAGCCGGGAGCUCGUGGGCACUGUUGGCCUUCUCUUUGAGGACCCAAGCCCUCCCAAGGUGCAGCCACGCUAUGACCUGGAUUUGGAUGCCAGCUAUGCAAAGACAUUUGCUGGAGAUGUGGGCCAUCUGUGGAAGACAUCCCAGUCACUGCUGACUUAUGAAGAGCUGGUCAGAAAGGGAGUCCGUGGCCUCAUUGAGCUUAUGAAAGAGGACUACAAUGAGACAGUCCAUAAAAAGGCAGAGGUCAUUCACAUGAGUUCCAACUGCACUCAGACUGUGGAGAAGAUGGAGCAGCUGUGUGAUGUUUUGAUCCAGGCGAAUGUGCUGUCCUCGGAAUUCAACGAAAUCUCUGAGAUGCGGAAAAAAGUUGUCAGAUUGUCCAGUUCUCUGGGGCCAGUUGAACAGACGCUGCAGGAUAUUAAGAACAAAUUCCUGUCAGGGGGGCUGCUGACCGAUACAUGGACACAGCAAGUGGGCAACCACCCUGAAGACCGGAAUGUUGAGAAAAUCAAAGUGCUGCUGGAUGCCAUCACAACUAUCUACCAACAGUUCAAAAAGGACAAAGCUGAACGACGCCUGCCUUAUAAUGAAGAACAGAUCCACAAAUUUGACAAACAGAAGCUGGUACUCCACGCCACAAAAGCUCGCACCCUGUUCACAGAUGAGUGCGGCAUGAAGCACCGCCUCUUCAUUUCUAAAACUGAAGAGUGGAUGAGAAAAGCACAUCAUGUCAGAAAACAGCUCCUCAACUUAACCAACCAGUUAAUUAACAUUGAACAGGAAGUGACCACAUCCCUCCAACAUGUUUGCAAGUUUCAGGAACAGCUGCCACAGAAGAUCAUUCCAGUGGUGUCCGGCACAAUCAAGCCCCAGGCAUACCUCAGUCAGAACACUCUUGUAGAAAUGACUCUGGGGAUGAAAAAAUUGAAGGAAGAGAUGGAGGGGGUGGUGAAGGAACUGGCAGAGAAUAACCAUUUCCUGGAGAGAUUUGGGUCUUUAACCUUGGAUGGUGGCCUGCGAAAUACUGACCGUAUUAAUAAUUUACAAUGAACUGAACAUAAUAGACCCACACAACCCCAGACUGAUGGUUCUGUAAUGAAGACAUCUGAAGACAUCUGAAGAAUAUUAUAUUAUUUUUGUAUAUAUAACUUCUAUGUUAUGUUAAAGAUUUCCUUGUUAGUUCAGUUCAUUUUGUAUUUCCUGACUUCUUUCUUACUCUUUGAUUUUUUUCAAAAUAUGACAUAAAAAUUCCUUUGAAUGUAGACCAUAUGUGGUAAAAUGUUUUUCUUUUCUCCAGAAAUUGAUGUAAAGUUGCUAAAGUUCCUACUGCACUGUGCUUGUUCUGAGUCUUGAGAUGUAACGGACUUAAAGGGGAAUUUCACAUUUGCAUCUGUGUAAACACUAUCUGCAGUAUAAAUGACUGUAAUUAUAAUUACUGUUAAAUAAUGAUGUCCAUUUUCAUAUGGAUCUGUCAUUCAUUUAUUUUUUGUCUUCCUUUUGUGAGUCUUCCUUUUUACUUGAUAAUUUUGCAAGAGCUUAAUGGUCUCAAAAUAUGACCUGUAUAUGUGCACCAUUUUCAUGUCAUAAUUUGUAUUCUAAUUAUCAGUAACAUUCCUCAUUGUAAUCUAAUACUUUCUUCCUUUUUAUUUAUGUUUACUGAAGUUAUAUAACAGUGGUGAAUUCACUGCCCCAACUCCAAAGAAGAUUAAGAAAGUCUAACAAUGAAUGAAAUGAACACGGUACUCUCCCCUAUUAAAAAAAACCCAACACCCGACCCCCCAUCCUUCCCUCCUCCCAUCUUUGGAGUAUUGUUUUUUUUUUUUAAUUCUAGUAAUGAUGGUGGGUGUAGAUCGUGUUGUUUUGAUUUUGGAUUUGAGGAUGCAUUUUAAUUGGUGGUAUUGAUCUCUCUCAAUGCCAAACCUCUGGUUAAGAGUGUGUUGAUCAGACAGACAUGGUUGUGAUGUGUGAUGCCUCUUUGUUUUCAUGUGACCAAAUUUAGUGGAGAUUUAUAAAGCUGAAAGUCAGUGUUUGAGGUGACCAGUGAGGAGUUUCUAAUUUUGAUUAUUUUCCACCAGGCUAGUUGUGUAAAUGCUUGUGUUCGCAAUGUCGUGUUCUAUGGUAGUUUUGAGGAAUGGGGCUAAUAUAGAAAUGUCCUUGCUCAUUCAACAUUUAUUUCAUUUUGGUGAAUCCAUUUAUUGAUGCAUUGUAAUUGGUAAGAUAGUAUUUAAGGAAAUCUGGUGCAUCAAGUACUCCUUGAUUCUGAUUCUGUCAUCUCUGAUUCUUAUUUCUGUAGGGUGGCCAAUUUUAUUCUGAGUUUGUCCGGCAGAAUUUUUUUUUUCCCCCCCAUUGAUUUAAGUACCUUUGGACACUUAAAUUCUGUAAAAUAUAAGAGCAUUCACAUAACCAAAACACUGAUAUUCAGGUAUUUCUUGAAACUAAAUACGUGCAACCCACAGAAUGGCAACUGAAUUGACCAUAGAUGUUCAAAGUUUAAAGAGGAGUUUCCAAAGUCUUUUUUGUGUGUAUAUAUUGUGUGUAAACUGCUUAGCAGAUAGCUCAUUGAAAUUAUACAUUAUACAUUAAUGA
Messenger RNA from Anguilla anguilla (European eel), 3894 nucleotides. RefSeq names its product TANK-binding kinase 1 (gene tbk1). Bases 163 to 2358 code for a protein of 731 amino acids. Lineage: Eukaryota; Metazoa; Chordata; Actinopteri; Anguilliformes; Anguillidae. Gene Ontology annotation, molecular function: protein serine/threonine kinase activity; ATP binding. The transcript is spliced from 21 exons. Gene Ontology annotation, cellular component: cytoplasm. Gene Ontology annotation, biological process: peptidyl-serine phosphorylation. The record is from RefSeq and is a predicted model, not a curated record.